This is a messenger RNA of Spinacia oleracea (spinach), 3037 nucleotides long. RefSeq names its product probable ADP-ribosylation factor GTPase-activating protein AGD14. NCBI's taxonomy places the organism in Eukaryota, Viridiplantae, Streptophyta, Magnoliopsida, Caryophyllales, Amaranthaceae. The transcript has 14 exons. Gene Ontology annotation, molecular function: GTPase activator activity. The record is from RefSeq and is a predicted model, not a curated record. The coding region runs from base 265 to 2409 and encodes 714 amino acids.
CAGAAAAACCUUCAACUACUUGCAUUUAACUAAUUAAUUAAUUAACAAAUUCUAAUUCUUCAUCGUUUUCUCUCUCCUCUGCAAAAAAUAAUUUCCCAAUUCAUCAAAAUAUAAUUAUUUUUCACUUUCCACCAUAUUUCUCUGCGACAACUAAUCAUCACUGUCGGCAUCAACUUCACCAGCUUCCUUUUUUUUCUCUCUCCUUCCAUUGAAACUACUCCUUCAACCUUUACUUCAACGAUUCAGUGAUUGAAUUGGAAAGAAAUGGCGAGUCGAAAAGAAGAUGAGAAGAAUGAGAAAAUUAUACGAGGUCUUCUUAAGCAACCUGGAAAUCGCAAGUGUAUUAAUUGCAAUACUAUGGGUCCCCAAUAUGUGUGCAUCACUUUCUCGACAUUUGUUUGCACUACAUGUGGCGGUAUUCACCGUGAAUUCUCGCACCGUGUAAAGUCAGUAUCAAUGGCCAAAUUUACACCACAAGAAAUUGCUUCUCUUCAGGCUGGAGGAAAUGAGCGGGCAAAGGAAAUACACUUCAGAGAUUGGGACUCUCAGCGGGAACCUGUUCCUGAUAGCAACAAUGUGUACAAACUUCGAGACUUUAUCAAGCAUGUGUAUGUGGACAGGAGAUAUAGUGGUGAAAAGGGCAGCGACAGACCUCCACGUGGAAAACUGGGUGACAAAGAAGAAGCUAAUGAAAAUAGGAAAUCAGAUGCAUCUCAAAGUGGCUCUCGAAGUCCACCAUACGAUGACAGAUAUGAACGUCGUUAUAAUGACAGGUCAAGCCCUGGUUAUGAUGCGAGAAGAAGUCCAGGAUACGAUCAAGAUAACCAGAGGCACAGUGACUAUGGGAGAAGUCCUGUCCGUUCUGGGAUUGUCAAUAAUUGGCGACGGGAAGAUAGGUUUUCCAAUGGGAGGAAAUCUGAUGACCGUCAUAGUUCUGAUGGGGAAAGUAAACCUGAAAUUGGGUCGCCAGAUAGCCAAAAGGAUUCAAGUGUGCCCAGCCUUCCUGCUGUGCGGCCUGUUGGGGAGAUACUGGGGGAGAAUGUCGUACCUCUUCGCAUUAGUGAGCCUCCAAGAGCCAAUAGCGGCAGGGUUGCUGAUGGCUCUAAAAUUACCCAGAGAACAGCCUCUUCUAGUAGUUUGGCAUCCAGCAAUGGAAAUCCUAUGGAGACUAAAAGGGAAACAUCAUUGAUAGAUUUUGAUGCUGAACCAGAACCCCCUGUGACUGCUGGUUUACCACAAGCUCAGCAACCAACUGCUGGUCAAUCAGUUGUCCAGUCAACAAGUACUCAAAGUGAUGACAAUUGGGCUUUUUUUGACAGUGCUCCGGUAGGUAUGGUGUCUCAAGCACCUCAAAGUAUGAAUCCACUGGAAUCUGUACUAGGGUUGUCAGUUCCAGUUCCUGGCCAUUCAUCUGGAUCAAUUGGCAGCGAUGCUGCUUCUAUGCCUUCAAAUGGCAUGUUCCCAUCAUCAACAAGUGGUGAUUUGCUAUUUGCUUCUGUGGGUAGUACAUUAACAUCUGCAUUUCCUGGCUCUGCUCCUGCAUCCUCACCAUUGACCGCUUUGUCAUCUUCCCCAUCUGGAGGUGCUGUGGUUGCUUCUAGCCUGCCGCCGAUGUUGCCGGCAAAUGGUGGUACUUAUCAGCAGUAUGGAAUACAGCAUCAGCAACAGGUUUCCUCCCAUUUUGCUGGUAGUCAGCCUGCUGCUCAACAGUUGGCUUCAGCUUUUCCUAGUGGUUCUAGCAGUCAGGGUGUGGCAGGCAAUUCUGUUGCACAACCAUCACAAGCCGUUGCAACCCUUCCGUCACCAACAGUUGAAGUAAUAUCCAGUGACAGACAAGAGAUUCCUGCGAAUCUCUUCACUGCUACAUACUCGUAUGCGCCUUAUCAAGCUCCUGUUUGGCGACCUGGUGCCGGUGGUAUGUAUCCUGGCAUGCAAUUUCCGAUGCAGUACAACCCUGCAAUGUCAAUGCCAACAUUUCCACAACCAACAUUUCCGCAGCCUACAUUUCCUCAGCAAGCCAAAUCAUUUAACCCCUUUGAUGCUGAAGGAUCAUCUGGGCAACCUGCAGCGUUCCCUUCUAUGUCAUCUUUGAAUGCUGCUCUGCCCAACGCAGCGGCUCCUGGAGACGUAGCGCAUCCUUCCAACCUUGGUACUGCUUCACCUUUUGGAUCAGCCAUGCCAGGUGGUAAUUUGAUUCCACCUCAGAUGUCAACAGUGCCUCCUGUUGCACCAUCUUUCGGAUCAGCCAUUGCAGGCGGAUCAUACAUGGGACAGCAGUUACCCACUAACAUGGCAUCACACAGGCCUCAAGGAUUUGGUAGCUUUGGUAAUGAAAGGCCUGCUUUUGGCCCAAUGAAUCCGGCAGCUGCCAUGCCAAACCCUUCCCUUGGUGGGAACCCAUUCGGCUAGAAAGCAAAACACGUCUGCUGCACCCCUAAACAAUUCUUUUGUGGGAAUGUUAUAUCUUUCUUAAGCGCAUAUACAUCGAUACUCCGCCCCAAAUAGGAAGUUUAAAGGUCUCGGGGCAUUGGUUGAUUGGCCUUGUUCCCCAUGUAAAAAUAGUUUGCACCUGUAGAAUACAUCCAGAGAAAAUGAAGACCUGUGGAGUAAUCUUGUGGUUUAGAAGAGGAAUGAAAGUCUAAGGUAACGUCAGAUGUUGCAGUUUUGGUGUCUCAUUCAUAUAGGUACGGAUCAGCAUUUGGCAAUUAUUCUGAGCUUCUCCCUUCUCAAGUUGUAUCAAUUCUUUUGAAAAAAAUUCGUGUUGUAACUAGUGUGGAAUCUACUGCCGCUAUUUUGGUGAGCGGCAUCCAUUUGUGAAAAUUUAUUUUAGUGGCCUUGUUACGAGUUAAGUCGUCUUUUGUAUCCCUUCUUUUUCAUUGUUUUACACAAUGUGAAUAUAGAUGUUUUUAUUUUAAUAACUGCCUUGUUUUGUGACACUUUUGGGAGUAUUCCAUUUGAGUUCCAUACUGAAGCAUCCAACUUUCUCAAAGUUGAAUCUUGUGUGAAAUAAAUAAUUACUAUAUUCUUGUUCUUUAUC